UAGAAGUUUGUGAGUGCUUUUGGUGACAAGCCAAAUUUCAUGCUUUGGGGUGCUUUGCUGCACGAGGGACUGGUGCACUUCACAAAAUAGAUGGCAUCAUGAGGAUGGAAAAUUGUGGAUAUAUUGAAGCAACAUUGCAAGACAUCAGUCAGGAAGUUAAAGCUUGGUCGCAAAUGGGUCUUCCAAAUGGACAAUGACCCCAAGCAUACUUCCAAAGUUGUGGAAAAACGGCUUAAGGACAACAAAGUCAAGGUAUUGGAGUGGCCAUCAUUAAGCCCUGAACUCAACCCUAUAGGAAAUUUGUGGGUAGAACUGAAAAAGCGUGUGCCGAGCAAGGAGGCCUUCAAACCUGACUCAGUUACACCAGGAGGACAGAGCUGAGUGUAUGUAAACUUCUGACCCACUGGGAAUGUGAUGAAAGAAAUAAAAUAUUAAAUAAAUCACUCUACUAUUAUUCUGACAUUUCACAUUCUUAAAAUGAAGUGGUGAUCCUAACUGACCUAAGACAGGACAUUUUUUACUAGGAUUAAAUGUCAGGAAUUGUGAAAAACUGAGUUUAAAUGUAUUUGGCUAAGGUGUAUGUAAAUUUCUGACUUCAGCUGUAAAAUCCACAGAAGAUGACUGAACAAGGAGAGAUUACUAGAAACCAACUAGGUUUCCCCUUGUAUCUGUGGAUGAAUUGUUAAAGUAGAGAACACACAAAAUAAGUCUCCGACUUCAGUGAUUUUUGCAAUUUGCUCCAGUCAUUGGCAGCAGAGAACUGGAAGGAAAGGUGUCCAAAGUAGGUGUUGGCUUUGGGGAUGACCAGUGAAAUAUACCUGCUGGAGCCCGUGCUGCGCGUGGGUGCUGCUAUACCUAGAAAAGACUUAUAGAUGACCUGGAGCCAGUGGGUUUGGCGACAAAUAUGUAGCGAGGACCAGCCAACGAGAACAUACAGGUCGCUGUGGUGGGUAGUAUAUGGGGCUUUGGUGACAAAACGGAUGGACUGCAUCCAAUUUUCUGAGUAGAGUGUUGAAGGCUAAUUUGUAAAUGACAUCGCCUAAGUCAAGGAUCGGUAGGAUCGUCCGUUUUACGAGGGUAAGUUUGGCAGCAUGAGUUGAAGGAGGCUUUUGUUGUGAAAUAGGAAGCCGAUUCUAGAUUUAAUUUUGGAUUGGAGAUGCUUAAUGUGAGUCUGGAAGGAGAGUUUACAGUCUAGCCAGACACUUAGGUAUUUAUAGUUGUCCACAUAUUCUAAGUCAGAACCGUCCAGAGUAGUGAUGCUAGUCAGGCGGGUGGGUGCAGGCAGUGAUCGGGCGAAGAGCAUGUUUUUAGUUUCACUUGCAUUUAAGAGCAGUUGGAGGCCACGGAAGGAGUGUUGUAUGGCAUUGAACCUCGUUUGGAGGUUUGUUAACACAGUGUCCAAAGAAGAGGUGGAUCAAAGAAUCACUCUCAGCAAGAGCGACAUCAUUGAUAUAUACAGAGAAAAGAAUCGGCCCGAGAAUUGAACCCUGAGACUGCCAGAGGUCCGGACAACAGGCCCUUCGAGUUGACACACUGAACUCUAUCUGAGAAGUAGUUAGUGAACCAGACGAGGCAGUUAUUAGAGAAACCAAGGCUGUUGAGUCUGCCGAUAAGAAUACGGUGCUUGACAGAUUCGAAGGCCUUGGCCAGGUCGAUGAAGACUGCUGCACAGUAUUGUCUUUUAUUGAUGGCGGAUAUAAUAUGUUACAGACCCAACUGAGCGAGAUAGAACAAGAAUAAUCAGAUUUGUCUUGGUAAAUUUUAUAACAUAAGGAAGUGAAAUUUCAUCACGUCAGUGCGUUUAGUGGGUGGACACCCUGUAAUAUGCUAACUCCAGGCUGUAGCCAUAUGUACAACAAUGUAUUAUUGUGGAUUCUGUCACCAUGGGCCUUCAGAAGCUUCAAAGAAGCUAAAGGUAAUUUUACACAAAUAUUGAUUUUGCAUUUACUAUCCCUUUAAAACCUCCCAGUUUUAACACACCCAGUAGGUGGCAACAAUACACCAUUUUUGUGUAGUCCGUCGAUAAAACCUCAAAGAAGACGACGUAAACAGAAGUAAGCCGUGACCAAAAACUAUUUCCACGUUUGCGUUUUUGUUGUCAUUUAGACGUGUAUUAAUACCCUGCAACUCAAAAUAUGACUCAUUUAACUGCAUAGCAUCACAAACUUACCCCAGGUAUUAUUUAAUUCGCUUUGGAGACAGGACUUGGUUGAUAGAUGUUAUCUAGGUAACGCUAACUAGCUAGUAGCUAAAGUUACCUAACAAUGGCUAUGGUUUUUCACACUCAAAUAGCCUCCAUUAUGGAGGUUCUAGCGAAUGCAGCCGUGGCAGAGAUAUGUAAACUCGUAGACGACGACUAUGCAGUGUUUCGUUUGGAAAUAACUCAAAGCCAGAAAGAAAACAGGGCAUUGCGGAGGAAACUACAACUACUGGAACUGAAGAAGGUUGCACGGGAGCGCGCAGAAAGGACAAUGCGAGAGCGUGCCAUCGCCAGUCGUUUCAGUAGUGUCAAGAUCCUCGACCGAUACAGAGGAAUUGCAAGAGGCCACAUGAGCUUUGUGAAGCCAGCAGGACACAAUACAUGGAGCGAUGACCAACCAAUCACUGUUGAUGAGGGGAGUGGAACCUCAACCCAGCAAGUUAUCAUCAUAGAGUCUGCAGGUCCUGGGGUCAAGCUGGAGAGAUCUGAAGGAGAGGACAUCCAGGCUGGAGUGCCCCCUGUAGCCACGGAGGACCCCACCACCGCCCCAGCGGCACCAAAGACCCGACGCAGCAUCACGAAGGUCGGUGGAACGCUGAAUGCCGUCCUCAAGUCAGGGAUCGACACCAAGAAUUUAAUGGGUCAGGGGCGACUGGGCUGUCUCGCUCUCCACUCAGAAUAUUUACUUGAUGGUAACCCGAGCCCGAGGAUGGAUCUGUCCCAUCAGGACUUAGGAGACACGUUACAGAUUGGCAAUGAUCCGUCUUGUUCAUACGCUACAGAGAUGAUACAUGGUGACAUGCCUGUCGGCUUAGAUACACAGACUAAUCCAAUGAGAGGGGACUGGAACCAGUACAGUAGUAGUGUAUACUCUGAAGGGUCCCUAGAUAAGAAAGGGGAGGUUAUAGUCAUAGAUGAGGUGACUGUGAAAGUGGAGGGUGACUCUCCUCUGACAUGGAAUGCAGAUGAGACUCGCUUUGGAGAAGGACACUCACAGGGCAACACCAAUGACUUCUUAGACUACAGAAAAAGCUUAGAGACCAAUCUAACUGUCGCAACCCACUCCCCUUUACACACGCUCAGGGAUUGCGACCCACUGUCCACGCCGAUGGCAUCUUCCGAUUCACAAUACCUUUUCGAUCAGGUAUUGAACUCAAAGGAUCAAAGGGCCAAAGCACAGGGAGGGGGAGCCACAUCAGGAAAUAGUAAAGAGAAACGGUUCCUUUGCAUGUUCUGUAACAAAGGCUUCAGCAGCUCCCAGAAGGUGGAGAUCCACCAGAGGGUCCACACAGGGGAGAAACCAUUCAGCUGUACCCAGUGUCAUAUGCGCUUCACCCAGGCUGGUGACCUGAAGAGGCACCAGAGAGUCCACACAGGGGUAAAACCCUUCAGCUGUACCCAGUGUCACAUGAGCUUUGCCCAGGCUGGCAACCUGAAGAGGCACCAGAGGGUCCACACAGGGGAGAAAACAACAACCCCCUAGUGUGAGAAGAGGUUCUCCCACCAAUACCAACUGAACAUGCACUUAUAAGUCCAUACGGGAGAAAGGCCGUUCGCCUGUAUGCGCUACGAGAAGAGGUUCUCAGAGGAUACACCAGCAGAAAAAAAACAUUCCACGGAUUGACCUAGAAAUUAACCAUUCCACACAAUAGUUUCUGACAUUUAGAUCAAACCCUGCAUUAAAGACUAAGAUUAAUGUUAAUUGGUGUCAGCAGAAAAGAUCCACAGAUGCAUUUGGAAUAAAGUGAGUAGCAAAUUUCAGUGUUGAAUAUUCCCCGGGUAGAAUAUUGAAUCCAGACAGACGUGUGAUAUCUAAGCCUGAAAGGUCUGUUUCAUAGUGUUUGCACUGUGUGGGAUAUAUGAUGUUCAAGUACAGAAUAUUUUUCCCACAAUACUUUUAAUGAGUAAAUGAAUGCAGUUUAUGAAGGUCAUGCAGAUUUUUAGUUGAUGUGCAAGUGUGGUUUUUAUAUGGUGUAUUUAAAAAAUGUUUGUUUAAUAAACACAAAAUGGGACUUUUCAUUUA
Oncorhynchus nerka (sockeye salmon) is the source of this 4223-nucleotide messenger RNA. RefSeq names its product zinc finger protein 583-like. Lineage: Eukaryota; Metazoa; Chordata; Actinopteri; Salmoniformes; Salmonidae. The transcript has 3 exons. Bases 2265 to 3683 code for a protein of 472 amino acids. The record is from RefSeq and is a predicted model, not a curated record.